Messenger RNA from Cydia strobilella, 3387 nucleotides. RefSeq lists its product as uncharacterized. NCBI's taxonomy places the organism in Eukaryota, Metazoa, Arthropoda, Insecta, Lepidoptera, Tortricidae. The coding region runs from base 355 to 2628 and encodes 757 amino acids. The record is from RefSeq and is a predicted model, not a curated record. The transcript has 15 exons.
AGGCAAGAAUCGCGAUCUUCGUGCCUACGCGACUCGAGUUUACAGUCGAUAUUCAAUUUAAAAUGUAACAAAGGACAGUGUACAUCUUGUAUAAUAAAUACAAACUCAUCAUGUUCACUCUUAAACUGUUUUUGAGUUAAAUACGUCUGAUUUCUAGUUCGGAACCUGACCACACACGCGAUGGUUAUGUUAGUUCAGCUGCGGCCCGGUUACAAUAAGCUAUAACGAAUUGCACAAGUGAUUCAGUCCCUACAAGUUUUCCAGUGUUGAGUCACGUCCCAAAUGUACUAGGAUUAUGUGGUUUUGGAGUAAGAUCUGUGUCUUAUGAUCUAGUGCCAAUAGUGCUGUAGCUGGAUGGAGUUUGGCAAGAUGGAGCGCUGGCUAGUGCUUGUUGUGGUUCUGCUUAUGCAAUACUUUGGUGAGGGCAGUGGGCAGUGCCGCAAUGGGCAGGAGCCGAGCUUCGCGCGCUGGUCGGGCGCGAGCCCGGACCAGGCUGCGCCAGUCUUCGUGUACGCGGCAAGCGGCGAAGAAGAGUCACUGGCAGGAGCGUGCCUGGCGCGAUGCCGCGAGCUGCCAGUGUGUGCUGGCGUUGUGGUCGCCUACUCACGGGGGCACUGCCACGGCGUCGCCGCGCAAGUAGAAGAAUUACUCCGACCAGACAACGAUGUGGCUUACUUCAAGAAGAUCUGUGCCAUAUUGCCCGAAGGAUGCGCGGAGCGGUGGUGGGCCGUGGAGGCCACGCCGGGGUACCACCUGCAUUCCGAGAGCAAUAUAAAGGUGGUCCUGAACACCACGGCGCGGGAGUGCUAUGCACUCGUCCUGGGCACAAGGGGGGAGCAGCUCUACAGAUCGGCGCAGUGGGUAAGCCCCGAAGGCGCCCUGGACGCCGACGCCGUCAAAACCUCCGACUCUUCGCUGGGCAACUGCAUCCUCAACGCCGAAGACAAGUUCACCGAGCCGGAGUCCUAUAGGGUUGCCAACUACUACACAUUCUACGUGGAGAACCAGUGCAGGCACGACUAUCCAAAGAAGAUAGACCGAUGUUCCUACGAAGAAUAUUACAACCAAACGCUGAAACACGUCGAGUUUACUUACAAAAACUUUACCAAAGAUGAGUGCAAGAGCGCCUGCGAGUCCGAAACGCGCUUCGUAUGUCGCGGGUUCACAUGGCUGCCUCGCGAGGGCGAGGCCGGAGGGCGCGGCGAGGCCGGCGGUCCCGGCUCUCGGGGCCUCUGCGACCUACACUCCGAGGACCUGGUGUCCACCGGCUCGUGGCUGCUACGCCGCGCAGCUCAGGCUGUGUAUUAUCGCCGUGUCAUCUGUCUUAAUAUAAGCGUGGAUUGCUCAGACGACUCGCUGAUAGUGACGUACCACCCGCGAGGCCAGUUCCGCGGCCGGAUCUACGUGCCGGGCCGCGGCGAGGGCUGCGGCGCGCGCGGCGUUGGCGGCACCGUUCGGCUCAAGUUACCACUGUAUGGCGAUUGCGAUGUCAACUUCGCGCAUGCCAUAUCACAUACGCCUAAUGGAGUCGUUAAUAGGACGAUGGCUUACGUAAUGGUUAUGAUCCAAAACAAUCCGAUCAUCCAAACGGCGGGCGACCGCUGGGUGCGAGUGGGCUGCUCGCCGGGCGAGCGCGCCGCCUCCGUGCCGAAACAUGUCAACGCCGCCGUCGCCGUGAAGGACACCGGGCGUCCAUCCGAGCCGAGUAGUGGUGCGCCGUUGCCGGCGUCGGCGAGCACUGUGUACAGCGGCGGGGCGCCCGUCUCAAUGUACGUCGUCCGCGUCGCGCAGGACGCGCCGCCCGCCGCCGCUGUCUCGCUGGGCGAGCCUUUAGAAUUGCGCAUCGAGUCCACAGAGGAAGCCGAGAUCGAAGCUUACCACUUAGUGGCCUCGUCGCGACUCGGGGACAGCUCCGUCCUGUUGCUUGAUAGCAGAGGGUGUCCCACCGGACAGGUGGACUUCCCCGCGUUCACACGCAGCGUGUCGGGUGGCACGCAGCGUCUGUCGGCGCGGUUCAAGGCGUUCCGUUUCCCCACAUCACACAUCGUUCGAUUCGCUCUGAUGGUGCGGUUCUGCGAUAAAACUUGCGACCCGGUGAAUUGCAUCCAGCCAUCAGCCCGCCAAGCACGCAUGACCAACGCCACGUUCUCCUGGGAAGACGGCGACGGCGUGCCGGGCUCGGUGGGUCCGGCGUGGGGCGCGCACGGCGCGGGGGGCGCGGGGGGCGCGGGGGGCGUGGUGGCGCGCGGCGGCGCGGCGCCGUGCCCGCCCGCCGGCGCCGGCCGCAUGCCGCUCGAGCUGGAGAUGGUGGUCGGUUCCGGGGAUGUGGUGUCCGCUGACACUAUGGUCCGUGCUGACCAUCGGUCUAAUAUACCGGAGGAGUCGCGCGAGUUUGAUAACGGCCUGGUGUGCGUGCAUGAGCUGCUGCUGGUGGCGCUGGCGUUGGCCUGGCUCGCCGUGCAGGUGUUACUGCUGCUGGGAUGCUGCGUCCUCGUCAAGCGAUACCGUAAGCUGGCCGAGAUGAACAUGCAGAAGGACUACCAGGCCUUUGACAACGGUGGUUUCGAUUCCAUGUCGACGCAUCGUCGGGUCCAUUGGCCCGACCAGAACAUUGAUGUGCUUCAAUAAUGGCGACCAAAUUUCGGUUAGGUACUUAUUUAUUUCAUAUGGGCUGAUUUUUACAGAUAUUGAUUUGGCAGGUCGUAGACUUCGUUAUGCAUGUAUGUAUAUAUAUACUUUAUUGUACAUAAAAAAUAACAACACGAAAAGUACAGUCACAGAGUAAAUUAGUUUAUGGCCCUCAGACUAGUAGCUACGACGACCGGCGUGACAAUAGAGACGGAGAUCGUCGGGAUGGCGGCGACCGGCGCAACGGAGAUCGCCGGAAUUUUUCACGACAAGACGAAGGUAACAGGAAAGUAAUUUCAGUCCCAUCCUCAAAGAUCGGUCGGGUAAUCGGUAAAGGCGGGUCUAAAAUCAAAGAUCUUGAAUUUGACUCUGAGGCUAAAGUAAAAAUCGGAGAUACUAGCGGCGACGAAACUGACAUCACGCUGACGGGUACUGAUGAGGCUAUCGCAAAGGUUGAGGACAUGAUUAAAGAUCUUGUCAAAGACUAUAAACCUUUGAGGCGAAGCGCAAAAAUAUAGUUAUGGAAUAUUUUAGAUAUGAAAAGUUUAUUCUGAAUUUGUCAAGAUAAACAAGGCAGACAGAAAGACAAUUUUUGUAUUUAAAUUAAUAAAAUGGAUUAAGUUCAGAAAAACAGAAAUCAGGCUCAGGAGUUCACGGUUUCAACCGAUGCAGUCGUUGAAUUAGUGGGUACAAUCAUUGUGCAAGUUUUAUUUUAAGAUUGUAUAAUGACCUCGGUGUAAUUGUAUUGUACAUAUUACU